This is a messenger RNA of Hydatigera taeniaeformis, 795 nucleotides long. The record is from the annotation of a GenBank genome assembly. Lineage: Eukaryota; Metazoa; Platyhelminthes; Cestoda; Cyclophyllidea; Taeniidae.
AUGGGCGCCUGCUUUACCCUCAUAUUUGAGGGCUGUCCCUUGAAGGUCAACGCCACUGCCACUUGGGUCAAUCCCCUUACAAAAGCGCAAAUGAUCAUCUUUGGCACCAAUGACGGCAUUUACUACCUCAACCUGCAGGAAUUAGCUGAUGCAACUUUGGAAUUGUUGAUUCCGAGGCGGUGCAUAUGGCUGACAGUGUUCCGUGACACUAUGAUGUCGUUGUCUGGUAAUACGCCACACCUCUACAGUCACAACCUUGUCAACGUCAUGAAGGCCAAGAAUAGUCAAGAUCUGGCUAGUGGCACUCUAACUGGACGUCUACCCACUAAACUCCUUCCCAAACGCUUCCAGCCCACAGUGAAGGUGCCCAACACCCGCGGUUGCUAUAUUGCCAGUGUGGUGCGUAACCCUAGCAACGGUAACAAGUACCUCUGUGCUGUCAUUGACAAGUCCAUUCUUGUCUUUGAGUGGUUCAAUCCUCGCAGCACUUUUGUCGAGGUGAAGCGGGUGGAAGUGCCCUCAAUGCCCUCUCCGGUGUACACCUUUGAUCUCGUCUGCAACCGUGAUCAAAGUCUGCCCACGGUGUGUCUGGGUGUCUACAAGACCUCCGAUCCUAGCCGUUUUCGUCUUCACAUGGUCGAUCUCAACAAUGAUGAGAGUAAACCUCCUCCCUAUCCCUUCUCUCAGUGUCAGAUAGGAGGAGUUAUCAAUGCCGGGUCCUCCGCACUGUCUACUUCGUUUAUAUUUGUGAAUCAUUGCAGCAUAGACGUCGAUUUGACCACCUUUUCAUGGUAG